Messenger RNA from Octopus bimaculoides (California two-spot octopus), 6958 nucleotides. Its product is annotated as calpain-15. The record is from RefSeq and is a predicted model, not a curated record. Gene Ontology annotation, cellular component: cytoplasm. Gene Ontology annotation, molecular function: calcium-dependent cysteine-type endopeptidase activity. Lineage: Eukaryota; Metazoa; Mollusca; Cephalopoda; Octopoda; Octopodidae. Gene Ontology annotation, biological process: proteolysis.
CGGGUCGGCGAGCGGUCAGUUGGCAGUGUGACCCCUUCCAGAUAGACAGGCAAGACCAUUGUAAUUCUCCCUUUGCUUCUGUCUUUUCCUCCUUCACAUCACAAGCUAUUUCGGUUAAAAAUGAUGGGUAUAGUCCGCGUUUCGAACGAGGUGGUUAGGUCGUUUUGCGGCGAGGGAAGCGUCACCGCUUUGUUGAAAAAAAAAAUUUGGUGGCAAAACUCCAUGGUAUACAUUACCUAGCAAGUUUCAUAACGUUGUACCUUGAUGGAUCGGCAUUGACGCUAUACCUGGAAAUGGAGGAGAAGGACCAGUUAAGCGCAGGAAAAAUAGAAGUCCGGCUGACGGAGGCUUUUACGGAAGGGCCAUUCAUGGCAUAUGGUCAACUGAGGAAAGCGAAGUGGACAGGGCGAAUAGGUCGAUGUGUUUGCCAAAGAAAUCAGGAGAUUGGACAAACUUGAAGAAAAGAAGGUCGAAGCGAUGGAACAAACAGUCAAAUUAGCAUUUAAGACUGGAUUCCUGACCACAUGGUUGAACUGCAAAAGCUGCCGAAUAUUCACUCCAUGGCGAUGGGAGAGGUAAUAUCUCAGGCCAGAAUCCUCGCCUCAUGUUGCAGGACAACACCGCUAGAAGGGGUCAAACAAAGAGCAGCAGAGAGGGGUUGAACAAGGAAUGUGUGCGACCCUCCAGAGGGCAAUGUUUUCAGUGUCAGGGUUCGCACAUGGUGAGAGACUGCAAGGAACCCAAGCCUGCAGUAGUUUGCUGUCAGUGCAGACAAACAGGCUACAUUGCUAGUGAAUGCGUUCAGGGAAAUGGUCUAAGGGAGACUACUGUGCCGGUAGUCCUGUCGAAAGAAUAGAGACACAUACACAGUCGUUGCUAGUAGUGGAGGGAAAGGCAUCAUGAGCCCUUGUGGACACAGGCUGUUCAACAACCCUAAUGACUCCAGAGGUGAUAGAAGAAUGGAUUGGAAUGAGUAGUGUAAGGGCUUUUGACAGUAUAAAAGUUGGAUGCAGAGGAAGUAGUGAUGUGGAGAUGGUAGUAUGAGGAACGAGAUUGAGGUUGUGUGCGAUAGUGAUCGACUGCAUAGUUGACAGAAUGGAUGUGGUGAUGAGAAUAGACACCAUUGCCCGUUUGGGUGGUGUCACAUUCGGUGAUGCAGGGGCAGUAUGUGCCAUGAGUCCACAACAGGAGAGUGGUAAGAGCUGUGAAGAAAAAUAUGCUGCACACACCAUUACAGACAAGGAUUUUCGGGUUAUGUUCAACGGCUGGCAGUGGACAGUAGAAUGGUACUGGAAGGGAGAUCCUCCAAUGUUGAAUAAUGCAGUAGGCUGCUAUCAGCAUACCCUGAAAGAGGAUGCCAGAAGCGAGUUCAAGGGAGAGGUGGAACAGUGGGUCAAGGAAGGCACUCUGAUCCCUUGGAAGGAGGAAGUGGAGAGUGGAGUGCUACCACUGACGGCAGUGAGGCAGGCAACGAAGCAUAAAGUCAGGGUUAGGGUUAGAUUUCCAGGAGCUGGACGACCACGUCUUGUGCCAUACAGGCAGCGAACCCAUGGACAUUUGCAGCAAAACCUUGAGAGAUUGGAGGCAGACGAUAGGGGGCUCCACAAACGUCGAUUUGAAGUCGGCACACCUAAAGUUGCAUGUGGCUGAGAGACUGGAAAUAUCAGCUAGUAAUUUACAAGGGUCGGAUAUACUGCCUGAUUAGGUUGGGAUUCAGGCUGAAUUCAGCACUGAAGAUUAUGGCAACGAUUCUCAAAACCAUCCUGGGAAAGGUGGACAAAGUGAAAAGAGACACUAAUUCUUAUAUUGACAACAUCCUGGUGGACAAGAGCAUAGUGUCGGCAAAGGAGGUCAUAAGCCACCGUUUCGGGCUAACUGCCAAGCUACCAGAGGUGAUGGAAGCAGGAGCUACACUGAGACUCAAGCUACAGAGAGACAAGGUUGGCGCAUUGGUGUUCCGGAGAAGUAUUGAGAUCCCAGGACGAGUAGGUGAGAACUGUUUUCUGUGUGUGGGAAGCUGCUGGGACACUACCCAAUUGCAAGAUGGCCCCGGACAGCAUGCAGUUUCAUCAAGAGGCAAGCUGAUGGAGUGAGGUGGAAUGACAAAGUGGACGAGAAGACAACUGCCAUGAUGCAAGAAGUCUUGGAGAGAGUGACUGUGGAGGACUCAGUAAGAGGAAACUGGUGUGUGCCCAAAUUGAAGAAUGGGAUUGUGUGGUGUGAUGCUAGCAGCAUAGCAAUGGGAGUUGUCCUGGGAAUUGGAUGUGUCAUGGUGAAGGAUGCAGCCUGGCUCAGGAAGAAGGACAGCUGCAACCACAUCAACAUGGCAGAGCUGGAUGCUGUGUUGAAGGGGAUGAACCUGACCCUGAGGUAGGGGCUGUGUACCAUCGAGAUCUGGACCGAUUCAGCCACUGUACUUAGAUGGGUGGGAUCAGUGGUCACUGGCGAGCGGAGGGUACAAACCAAAAGGGGUGCAGAUAUGCUGAUAAGACGCCACUUGGAAAUUCUGGGUGAGCUAGCUGCCGAGUUUGACCUGAGGCUGAGUGUGGUUUUUGUGCCCUCUGAGAGGUAUAGAGUGGACGUCCUAACCAGAUUAAAGAAAGCCUGGUUGCAGGUGCUGGAGGUUCUGGAGCAAGGAGUGGCUGCAGUGUGUCAACUGCAUGACUUGGAGCUGAGGCGACUGCAUACCAUGCAUCACAUGGGGGUUGACAGGACCCUAUUCCUAGCCAGGAAAGUUGACCCUAACGUGACCAGGCAGAGUGUGCAGAGAGUAGUUGGGAGCUGCGACAGGUGCCAGUCCAUUGACCCCACUCCAGGUGUGCAUGAGGCAGGAAGCAUCCCAGCGGAACACAACUGGAAAUUUUUGGCAGUGGACAUAACGCACUACCGGCACGGGAAUGCCUCUCAAUGGUCAACUGCAGACCGGGGCGGUUGGCUAUAUGGAAAGAGAUGAAAACGGGGACUGUGGAGGAAAUUACAAGAAUACUAAAUAAGAUAUUCCUAGAACGAGUCAACGUGGAUAAGCUGCUUGUGGACAGUGACACUGCUUUUCACUUGGCGGUGCUGGAGGAAAUGCUCGACAAGUAGCAUGCUAGACAUUUCUUCAGGGUGGAAUACCGGCCAAGUGGCAAUUGGAUUGUGGAGAGGCAUCAUCACACCAUCAAGACCAUGGUAGAGAGAGGCUACAUCUCACCAGUCGAGGCCAUUUUUUGGUAUAAUAUGUCGCCCAGGUCAAGACAGACUGGGGAGUCAGUGCCACACAGGGCAAUAUUCAAGUACAAGUGGAGACAUCCAUGUACUGCAUCGCUGCAACCUGCAGAAGAGAAAGAGCAUGCCUUUGUGCAGGUUGGAGAAGAAGUCUGGGUUAAACCCCCAAAUGCGCAGUGCACUUCACAAUGGAGAAAGGGGACAAUAACCUGUGUAAAUUCGAGAAACAAUGUGUUCUGUAGAUGGCAUGUCACAUCAUGUUUUAGAUGUGAGCAGGAUCCUCGAUGCAUCGGAAGAUGCAACCAACAGUAAUGGAGAAGAGGACGAAGCUGGCAGCAACAUAUGCCAGGGACUGCGGCCAGUCCUGAAAUCCCACAGAGGGAGCAGUGUCCUCCUCACUGGUUGGCUCAUUAUGACACAAGAUAAGGUGUGUGAUCAGGGUUGAGGAGAGGAUGUGGGCAGGCUGGUUGAAUGAUCUUCAGAUCAGGUGGGGCGGGGUAUGUCAUGAACCAGGCUGUGUUGGAGGGAAAGACCAGAUGUGAGGGAGUAUGCAUGUCCUGUCAGAAUUGGGGCCUGUGGGUCCCACUGGAAGGGCCAUGAUGGGCAUGCGGGGUUGGUGAGGUGGCAGUGGACAGCAUAUGAGAGUAGACCUGCUAGACGGUACGCCAGCAGAUAAAACAUGUGGAAAGUUGUAAGUGAUCCCUUCCACAUAGACCGUACUUUGGCAGACAGAGCAUGUGGACAUUGUGAGUGACCCCUUCUUGAUAGACAGUUGUUGUGAUGGAUGAAAAAUGGGUCUGUUACCGCUGUACUUACAAAAACUCUCCACUCAAUCUACGAUGUAUGAUGUGUGAAACUUUAAGAGAAACCAAUCCCAACACUGGAAAAUGGAAAUGCUUGGCUUGUUCUUUCUCUGGAAACUCACUAUGCUAUCAGUCAUGUGAUAAUUGCGGAAAAUUCCAAGAUGACCUGUUAGCAUCACGUAAAGACCUGGUACCAAAUAACUUAAGUAAAGAAGGUUUUUGGCAAUGCAACGCCUGUACCUAUCAUUUUAACAAUUCCAACAGAAGCACAUGCGCAAUGUGUGGAACAAUAAAUAACCAUGAUGUAAAUUCUGAAAAAACAUGGACAUGCUCUGCAUGUACACUUAUAAAUCCAAUUAGUGCCAAACAAUGUGAAGUAUGUGAUACACCAACUUCAGAGGAGAGCUCUUUAAGCAAAUGGACAUGUCCUGUUUGUACUUGUGAUAAUUUUAAUACUCUUACAUGUAGAUUUUGCCAUUCUGAAAAAGUGUUGUCUAAUGUUGUGAAAAUGGAAUCGAAAUGGCAGUGUAGUGAGUGUAUGCAUUUGAAUAGUAAUUCAAGGCUGGAAUGUUUGUUAUGUAAAUCUUUACAUAACGACAGGAGCAAAUUAGAAGCUGCUUCUUCUAAUGUAUCAAGUUCUGACAAAGAAUUGAAGAGUUUGCAGACUACAUGUAUUAUGAAAUCCCAAGAAAAAGAAAUUCUGAAAAUUUGGAAAAACAUAUGUCUGUUUUGUGCUGAGCAAAAUAUUUGUUUUGUUGAUGAUUCCUUUCUACCAUGUCCGAAAUCCAUAUCCUGGUUACCCCAGUAUCCUCAUAUUGUUGAAUAUGUACAAUGGCUGCGACCAUCUUCAAUAUCUUCACGAAGUUGGACUGUCUAUGAAAAUCCAAGACCUGAUGAUAUUGUCCAAGGAAAAGUUGGUGACUGCUGGUUGAUGUCAGCAUUGGCAGUUAUUGCUGAACGCAGAGAAUUAAUUGAAAAUCUGAUUCCUAGUAAAUAUAGUAAAUGUGGUGUAUAUCAUGUUCGUCUCUAUCGUGAUGGUCAGUGGAAGAUGGUUAUAGUUGACGAUUUACUUCCUUGCGACAGGAAUGGGAAACUUAUCUUUUCUAAGGCUGAUCGAAAUCAGCUAUGGGUGCCAUUAAUUGAAAAAGCCAUGGCUAAAUUAUGUGGUUGUUAUGAAGCUUUGGCUGGUGGUACCUGCCAUGAAGCCCUACAAUCUCUCACUGGAGCUCCUUGUCUGAAGAUUGACUUAGAAUCUGAAGAUGAUGAAGCAUGGGCCUACUUGCUGAGUUCUUGGGAGUCCAGAUUUUUGAUUGCCUGUGCUUGUGGUGAUAAAGUAAAUUCCAAUGAUACAGAUUUGGACUACGAAAGUUUAGGACUAGCCAAAAAUCAUGCUUACUCAGUGUUGGAUGUUCAGGAGGUAGAAGGAAACAGACUUCUCCAGAUUCGUAACCCUUGGAAAUGCUUCAGUUGGAAAGGCAAAUGGUCCAAUGAUUCUCCACUUUGGGACACUAUUAAUCCAGCAACUAAACAUAAUCUACUUGCAAGGUGUGGUGAUGGAAAGUUCUGGAUGUGUUUCAAAGAUGUCCGAAGAAACUUCAAUAACAUGGAAGUGUGCAAAGUCUGUCCAGAUUGGCAUGAAAUGGGAAUCCAAGGGAGAUUUUUAUCUCAUGCAAACAUGCCAUUAAAAGUGCACAUUUUGACUGUUCAUAAAACUGCUGAAUUUGAUUUUUCCAUCUACCAAAAUGACAGAAGAAGCUGUUUUAAAGAUGGGAAACCUUGGUUACCUGUUGAUAUUUUGCUGCUUGUAUUUAAGUACAACCAAAAUGGUAAAUGUAUUUUGGGUGACUUAGUAGUAUGUCGGCGAAAGAUACAAUCUCACAUGAACUUGACUAAUGUAUUAGAAGUUGGAAGGUAUGCUGUUAUCUGCUUGGGUUUUAAUCAUUGGGAAGUAGGUAAUUCUACAAAUCCAAAUCUGAAUUCUGAUCCUAUUCCAUACAGACUUGUACUCCACUGCAUUAAAGCCUUUAUUCUGAGAGAGAUGAAGUUGGCAUCAAGUUAUGAUGAUUACUUUCUUCUGGCUGACACCAUCAUAAAACUCGUGCUUACUUUAGGCAAAAAGCAAACGAUUGCUGAAAAUGUUCAGAUAUAUUGUUUCUCAAAAGUAGGGACAAUAAUUAUGGCAGAAAACAAUUCCAGUUAUACUCCAGUAACAGUAUAUAUUAAUGGAAAUGAUAAGUCCAGAAACAUUGUGUCAAGCAGAGGGUCGUUUACUACAGCAGAUACUGUACCUCCAUUGCAUCGACAAGUUAUAAUGAUUUUCACACAGAGAGAAAAUGCCUACUACCGUAUAAGUUACAAUACAAAAGCUGAUUUUAAGGCUAACUGUGUUAAUUAUCCUCCAUUGGGCCUACAAGUUAAAGCUCUGCACUCACCACGCCCUAUAUAAAAAUGAAAAAUAACGGCAGCAACAAGACUUCAACUGUUGUGUUUUGCAAACAUAAAACAUCUCUUGUAGAUUAAAAUGUUAUUGGAAGAAAUGGUACAUGACAAUUUUCAGGAAAGCAAGAAAAUUUUGAUUAAAAUUCCACUUUUAACUAUCAAUUUUAAUAUCAACUUUUUUUUCUAUAAUUGUUAGACAUUUCACAGCAUCUGACAAUCUGCAAAUUAGGAAUUUAAUUGAAAGCAGUGCUUAAGCUGAAACUUUUCCACCAGGUUUGUGUGGUUAUAUUUCAUUGUUAAUAUAUCCACCUUGAGAAAGAAAAAAAACUAAUUUACAAAGGAGUGUUUUAAUAUGCAGCCUAUAUGAUGAAACAUUUCCUAUUGAGUGCAAUAAGAUGUUCCUCAUAUGAAAUAUAUUCAAUGAUGUGAAAAAACAAAGACACAAUGGUUUUCUCUUGUGCUACAUAUAAAAGGAUAUGCAUGUGAAUGUAUAUGUGAUUUUAGAGAAA